Messenger RNA from Didymodactylos carnosus, 552 nucleotides. The record is from the annotation of a GenBank genome assembly. Lineage: Eukaryota; Metazoa; Rotifera; Eurotatoria; Philodinida; Philodinidae.
AUGACGCACAAUACUUCUGCUCAUGUUCGAAAAGUUGGUGGUGUUCGAUUUGCUGCCGAUGCUAUAGAUUCAUCAAACAAACAUGAAGAAAAUCCACAUGAGAACGUUGAAUUGGACUGGGAACGGCGCUAUGAUUCUGGUGAACGUUCGUAUGAUUUAUAUUUUGGCGUUUUGAAACUUUCUCAUAGUUAUACAAUGACGAUGGAUGUUAUUUUCCAUCAAUCUCCUGUCGAACUAGAGGCAAUUCUCGACGAUCAGCAUAAAGACGGAUUGCAAGUUUUGGUGACAGAAUUACCACAUUCAAAUUCCGAAAAUCGAACCAUUUUUCAAGUUGAAGUUGUAAUUAACGCCGAAACAGUGCCUGGACCUUUUCAGCGAACCAUUUUAUUGAGAGAAAAAUCGACACCGGAAGAAAGACCUGUUACAGUAACUGUGAGUGGAAAAAUAUUGCGUGAAGGCCAAGGAACAGCAACGUUGAGACAUGGAGUUCAUAUGAAAUCACUAACAAGAGAAGAAAAAGAGGAUGAUACUGAAGAUGAGGACGAAAAAUGA